ACACAGCAAGAGAACACCAGAGUUUAGAUUCAGGCCCGGCUUGAAGCCUUGACAUGAUCCUUGAUUUUCAAAAAAUUCUUGAAGAUGGUUUCAAAAGAUCUUUUAUUUGCCAUAUUUUAUGUACUUUUUAUAUUUAAAAAACGUGAAAUUGUACUAGAACUGUAGAAGUAGGGCUGGCGUGCAGAAAGUGGUUGUUGAGAUAGUAAAGAGGACGUGCAGAAUACUGACCUUUACACGUCCCCAUCGAUCGCAUCACAUCCCAACCCACCGAUGGCCGUCGGCGAGGAGGUCAAGCUCUCCAUCUCCGGCGCCGCCCUCGCGGCGCUCCUCCACCGCUGCGGGGCCGCCGCGGGUGACUGCGACGGCCUCCUCUUCGGCCGCGCCCACCGCCCCCCUCCGCCGGCCCCCACCCUCUCCGACUACGAUGACCAAGCCCCCGCCUCCCCGUGCCUUUUCAUCUCCAUCUCCGGCCACUCCUCCCUCUCCAACCCAUGCUCCCUCUCAGAUCCCCUCGGCCGCCCCAACCCGCCACCGCCCUCCUCCCCUUCCCCCCUCGGCUUCUUCUCGUCCCGCCGCCGCGCCCCUCUCCGCCCCUCCAUGCGCGAGCUCGCCCUAGCGUGCUCCUUGUCCAAAACCCUAUCGCCCCUCACCCACCCGCUCCUCUUCAUCCUCGCCUCCCCCUCCGCUUCCGACGAUCUCUCCACCCACUCCUUCGACUACCGCGCUUUCCUCCUCGUCGGAUCCCGCCUCGUCCCGACCUCGCUCACCGUCGUCAACGUCGGCCCCGGCUUCCGGGACCAGUACCACUCCUUCGCCCCGGAGUCGCCCUUCCCGUUGCUGCAGACUAAGCCGCCGGCGGCGGCGCCCCAAGCAGAGGAUGCUUACAGCAUUGGAGAGCAGAAGGCGGUCGAUGCGAUGGUGGACGGGUUUGGGCUGGGGAAGCUGCAAGGGCUCGUCUGCGCUGCAGCCGGGCAGGCGGCGGAGAUGGAUAGCAUGUAUGCCGGGAUGCUCCGGAGGAUGGAGAAGCUCGCCAGGGAGGUGGAGAAGAGCAAUCACCGCGUGCUCGACCAGGAAAGGCGGAACCUGGUGCUGAGGUGUAAGACAGCGGGACUGCAACUGCAAUAAAAGACCGAAGCUUCUUUCGGUCUCAGCAAGUGUGUAUAUGCUCCGGAAUACUGGAGCAGGGCGUCUCCAGUCAGGGAUUGAUCGUGCAUUGCACGGCAGUAGUUCAGCCAUUGGAGUAAUGGCUCUCUAGGGUGAAAGAUGGUGUGCUCCAUGGAUGGAGUUGGGACGGGCGGCUUGCCGUUCAGAAACUGGUGGUGCUGGCAAAGUGCAGCGUUGAGUCAUGGUCGUCGUUGUGAUGCUCCUCCUAUUCGUUUAUCAUGCGAUUGAGCGGACUGAGUCGUAAUGUAUUUCCUCAGACACUACAUAACAACAUUAUGUUAUGGAGAUAAUGAUUUGUUAUGGCGAUUAUGAUUUGUUGA
Messenger RNA from Triticum aestivum (bread wheat), 1484 nucleotides. RefSeq lists its product as uncharacterized. Gene Ontology annotation, molecular function: polyubiquitin modification-dependent protein binding. The record is from RefSeq and is a predicted model, not a curated record. Gene Ontology annotation, cellular component: nucleus. The transcript has 3 exons. The coding region runs from base 271 to 1125 and encodes 284 amino acids. NCBI's taxonomy places the organism in Eukaryota, Viridiplantae, Streptophyta, Magnoliopsida, Poales, Poaceae.